CAACGAAUCCCCGGCGAGCGGCGGGGCCACGCCUCCGCUGCUCCUCCGCAUGACGCAAGAGCCGACGUCACUCCUCCCGGUCUGGGGGCGGACGCCAACGACGCGACGGCCCAAGUCGCGACGCCACCAGCUCCCCAUCUCCUCAGGCGCCAUGGAGGAAGCCGACGACCACAGACCCUACUCCUCAACCGGGCGCCCCUUCCUCUCCGGCCUCUGCGCCGCGGCGCUCCGCCGCAAGCCCCUCGGCGCCCACACGUCCACCGCCGCCUCCGGCGAGGGCCUCGUGCGGCAGCUCGGCGUCCUCGAGCUCGUGCUGCUCGGGAUCGGGGCUUCCAUCGGCGCCGGCAUCUUCGUCGUCACCGGCACCGUCGCCCGCGACGCUGGCCCAGGUGUUACGAUCAGUUUUGUUCUUGCUGGAGCUGCGUGUGUGCUCAAUGCCUUGUGCUAUGCUGAACUCGCAUCUCGAUUCCCUGCUGUGGUUGGGGGAGCAUACAUGUACACAUAUGCGGCAUUCAAUGAGAUCACUGCCUUCUUGGUUUUCACUCAGUUGAUGGUGGAUUACCAUAUUGGCGCAGCAAGCAUUGCUCGCAGCUUAGCAAGCUACUUUAUCCAAUUCUUGGAGCUUAUCCCAUUCUUGAAGGGACACAUUCCAAGCUGGAUAGGACAUGGAGAGGAUUUUUUCGGGGGUGUUGUAUCGAUUAAUAUAUUGGCCCCGAUUCUUCUCAUCCUAUUAACUGUGAUUCUCUGCUACGGUGUGAAGGAAUCAUCAGCAGUGAACACUUUUAUGACUACUCUGAAGAUAGUCAUUGUAAUAGUUGUUGUAUUUGCCGGUGUUUUUGAGGUGGAUGUAUCAAAUUGGUCACCAUUUAUGCCUAAUGGUUUCAAAUCUGUGGUGACUGGAGCUACAGUAGUCUUUUUUGCAUACGUUGGAUUUGAUGCAGUUGCUAAUUCUGCUGAGGAAGCCAAAAGGCCACAGAGGGAUUUGCCCAUCGGUAUCCUAGGAAGCCUUCUAGCAUGUGUCUUAUUCUAUGUUGCUGUAUGCUUGGUCAUUACUGGAAUGGUGCCAUAUACAUUACUUGGUGAAGAUGCUCCUUUGGCUGAGGCUUUUGCUGCUAAGGGGCUGAAAUUUGUUACUGUAUUGAUCAGUAUUGGUGCUGUUGCUGGACUUACUACAACACUUCUAGUUGGCUUGUAUGUUCAGUCGCGUUUGUAUCUUGGCCUUGGAAGGGAUGGGCUUCUACCUUCAAUAUUUGCUAGAGUACACCAAACAAGGCAUACUCCUCUGCACUCUCAGAUCUGGGUUGGCUGUGUUGCAGCAGUCAUGGCAGGUCUCUUUAAUGUGCACAUGCUCUCACAUAUUCUUUCCGUUGGCACGCUGACCGGUUAUUCAGUCGUAUCAGCUUGUGUGAUCACAUUAAGAUGGAAUGACAAAGGAACUAGUCGUCGCUCCCUUGGAAAUAUGUCAAUCUGGCAAGAGGGUGCUCUAUGUCUUGUCAUUGUUGCUCUUUGUGGUUUUAUAGUGGGACUUUGCUAUCGAUUCAACUAUGAUAUUGCCUUUAUGGUAGUAGCUUUCCUGAUAGCUGUUGCUGCCAGUUUUGCUCUCCAGUUUCGUCAGGUCUAUGUGGAUCCGCCUGGCUUUUCUUGUCCUGGGGUACCGCUGGUUCCAGUUAUCUCUGUUUUCUUCAACAUGGUCCUGUUUGCUCAGCUACAUGAAGAAGCGUGGUAUAGAUUUGUCAUCCUUAGUCUCGUUGCUGUGGGAAUUUAUGCCGGCUAUGGUCAGUACAACGCUGUUCCUUCCAGCUCAGACCACUCUUCUGUUGGUUACCACGGAGUUCCUUCUGAAGCUCCAUGAGCUGCGGCAAAGCCUCCAAGUUCUUUGGAAAUACUGUACCAUAAGAUGGGAUCUGAUCUUUUUUUUCUCGUGAAAUGUUGCACGGUGCAUACUUUGUAGUUACGUAUGCAGACGAUGAAUUUCUUAGCCUGUAAAUGAGAUGAUGUAAGUGUCUACCGCACCAUUUGUUUAUACCCAAUAAAAAGAAAA
This is a messenger RNA of Panicum hallii, 2041 nucleotides long. Its product is annotated as cationic amino acid transporter 9, chloroplastic. NCBI's taxonomy places the organism in Eukaryota, Viridiplantae, Streptophyta, Magnoliopsida, Poales, Poaceae. The transcript is spliced from 8 exons. Gene Ontology annotation, cellular component: membrane. Gene Ontology annotation, molecular function: amino acid transmembrane transporter activity. The record is from RefSeq and is a predicted model, not a curated record. Bases 50 to 1852 code for a protein of 600 amino acids. Gene Ontology annotation, biological process: amino acid transport; transmembrane transport.